Saprolegnia parasitica CBS 223.65 is the source of this 302-nucleotide messenger RNA. RefSeq lists its product as hypothetical. NCBI's taxonomy places the organism in Eukaryota, Oomycota, Saprolegniomycetes, Saprolegniales, Saprolegniaceae. The annotation marks the transcript as partial. The transcript has a single exon. The record is from RefSeq and is a predicted model, not a curated record.
ACUCUGGAUUUGGCCCCGUGCGCACCAGUUCGUCGUUUGUGCUCCUGCCCGACAGAGCAUCGACGAGCGCACUGGAAAGCAUGCCUCAGCCACGAGUGCACUUUGUAGCGCGUCUUCUCAAGGGUGUAUCCCCGGCCCCCAUCUCGGUCGUUGUCGCCGCCUCUUCCCUUCGCGCGCCUCCGUCCAUCCCAAAGCCUACGAUCGCGUCUGUCUCGCGUGUGCACACCAAGGACGCUGCCUUCUUUGCUGACUUUAGCUAACACUGUAAGAAUGCUCGAAUGCUUCCUCUCAGCAUCAUAUGC